GCAGGGUAGCCGGUUGCGCGAAGGCUGGCCUGUGGUGGGUCCCGGCUGGUUGUGCAGGUUGCAGAGCAGAUCGCGGCGGCCGUCAUGACCGAGGGCACGUGUCUGCGUCGCAGAGGGGGACCCUAUAAGACAGAGCCCGCCACUGACCUCAGCCGUUGGCGACUCAGCAAUGAGAGGGGAAGGCAGGUGUGGACCUAUUUUCAAGAAGAGGACAGCCCCGGCCGGGAGCAGACUGCGCUGGAAGCUCACUCCCUGGGACUGGACACCGGGAGUUACUUUAAAGACUUGUCCAAAGCCAGCACAGCCCACGAGGGGGCUCUGAAUGGGAUGACGUUUUACAUGGGGCUGCAGGCCGAGGACGGGCACUGGGCGGGUGAUUAUGGCGGCCCACUCUUCCUCCUGCCAGGCCUCCUGAUCACGUGCCACGUGGCGCGCAUCCCUCUGCCAGCUGGAUACAAAGAAGAGAUGGUGCGGUUCCUGCGGUCGGUGCAGCUCCCGGACGGUGGCUGGGGCCUGCACGUUGAGGACAAGUCCACGGUGUUUGGGACUGCGCUCAACUAUGUGUCCCUGAGACUCCUGGGUGUUGGGCCUGACGAUCCUGACCUGGUACGAGCACGGAACCUUCUUCACAAGAAAGGUGGUGCUGUGGUCAUCCCCUCCUGGGGGAAAUUCUGGCUGGCUGUCCUGAACGUUUACAGCUGGGAAGGCCUCAACACCCUGUUCCCGGAGAUGUGGCUGUUUCCUGACUGGAUGCCUGCACACCCCUCCACACUCUGGUGCCACUGCCGUCAGGUCUACCUGCCCAUGAGCUACUGCUAUGCCACCCGGCUGAACGCUGAGGAGGACCCGCUGGUCCAGAGCCUGCGCCAGGAGCUCUAUGUGGAGGACUAUGCCGGCAUCGACUGGCCGGCGCAGAGGAACAACGUUUCCCUUGACGAUCUCUACACGCCGCACAGCUGGCUGCUCCGUGUAAUGUAUGCAAUCCUCAACCUGUACGAACGCCACCACAGCGCCAGCCUGCGGCAGCGGGCCAUCCGGAAGCUGUAUGAGCACAUUGUGGCCGAUGACCGCUUCACCAAGUGCAUCAGUAUUGGCCCGAUCUCAAAAACCAUCAACAUGCUCGUGCGCUGGCGCGUGGACGGGCCGGCCUCCUGCGCCUUCCAGGAGCACGUCUCCAGGAUCCCCGACUACCUCUGGCUGGGCCUCGAUGGCAUGAAGAUGCAGGGCACCAAUGGCUCGCAGGUCUGGGACACCUCAUUCGCCAUCCAGGCUUUUCUGGAGGCGGGUGCACACCACAGGCCCGAGUUUUCGUCCUGCCUGCAGAAGGCGCAUGAGUUCCUGCGGAUCUCACAGGUCCCAGAGAACCCGCCCGAUUACCAGAAGUACUACCGCCAGAUGAGCAAGGGCGGCUUCCCCUUCAGCACUCUGGAUUGUGGCUGGAUCGUCGCCGACUGCACAGCUGAGGCCUUGAAGUCUGUCCUCCUCACGCAGGAAAAGUGUCCUUUUGUCACCACGCACAUCCCGCGAGAGCAGCUCUUUGAUGCUGUUGCUGUGCUGCUGAGCAUGAGAAACCCUGAUGGGGGAUUUGCCACCUACGAGACCAAGCGUGGGGGGUACCUGCUGGAGCUGCUUAACCCCUCGGAGGUCUUUGGGGACAUCAUGAUCGACUACUUGUAUGUGGAAUGCACCUCAGCCGUGAUACAGGCGCUGAAACAUUUCCACAAGCAGUUUCCAGAGCACAGGCCGCGGGAAAUCAGGGAGACCCUCGAGCAGGGCCUGGAGUUCUGUCGUCGGAAGCAGAGGGCUGACGGCUCCUGGGAAGGCUCCUGGGGGGUUUGCUUUACCUACGGCACCUGGUUCGGGCUGGAAGCUUUUGCCUGCAUGGGGCACAUUUACCGCGACGGGACUGCCUGUGCAGAGGUCACCCAGGCCUGCGACUUCCUGCUGUCCCAGCAGAUGGCGGACGGAGGCUGGGGGGAGGACUUCGAGUCCUGUGAGCAGCGGCGUUACGUGCAGAGUGCCCAGUCCCAGAUCCACAAUACGUGCUGGGCCCUGAUGGGGCUGAUGGCCGUCAGGCAUCCUGAUGUAGAGGCCCUAGAGAGAGGAGUCAAGUGUCUGCUCAGAAAACAGCUCCCCAAUGGUGAUUGGCCCCAGGAAAACAUCUCCGGGGUCUUCAACAAGUCCUGUGCCAUCAGCUACACAAGCUACAGGAACGUCUUCCCCAUCUGGGCUCUCGGCCGCUUCUCCUGCCUGUACCCCAAAAGUGCCCUCGCUGGCCACCCUUGAGAGGGGGGCCUAUGGGUGCCUGACCGGUGGGUGGCGGGCACAGGCGUCCUGUGGGGAUGCUGAGUAAGACUGGAGCAUCUUGCCGGGACAUGGGUGCCCCUGUAGCCCUGCCCCUCACUGCCUCACUCCCCACUUCUGGAGGGAGUCCAGGGACCAGGCCUGCCUAGGGGCAUGGCUGGGAGGGCUUUCUUGACCAAUAACAGUUCUCAGCAGUUGUGCCUUAUCUGACUCCUGCCCGGGGCUGGGCUCACCCCCAGGGUGGCUCUUCCUGCGUCUCCUGUCUGUUGGACUGGGAGGUGACAGCCGGGGCAGAGAGGCUGGGCCUGCCUCUUUACCAUGGCCACCCAGGGCUCGGUGGGUAUGCACAAGCAUAACAAAGAAUAGGGGUUGUUAGUGGCUUGUGGUUACCACCGAGGGGCAUCGCUGUGUGCCAGGGACAGCUGAGCACCCAGCCUGUCAGUCACUGCCCACGGAAGCUGGCCAGGCAGGUGUGAUGCCCAAGGCACUUGAGUGGCUGCUGUGAAAACACACCCUAGUUUUCUCUGAGCUGAAGUGGGAGCCAGAUUUCCGGGAGAUGCUUCUUGGGUGGUAAACCUCUCAGUUCCCCUCUGGCUAGUCUAAACCUUCCUGGUUCAGUGUGCAUGGACUUGGGGCUCAGAAAUGGAAAAUCAGGGACCUGGGUUUGCCUUUGACUUAUGAGGAUAAUCGGCUCACAUACUCACGGCCUCCACUGGGGUGUAGCUGUGAAGAGUCCCCAAGAGCUUUGAUAAGAAUAAAACUCAGGCCUGGUGUCCCCCGAGGCCCCACCCUAACACCACCUCCACCUGCCGUUUCUCUUGCUGCCUCCUGGACUGAUGGCAGCCCCACACGGCAGUCCCCGGGCCACCUGUCCUCCCGGACAGCAGACAACGUCUGGAAGCCCCGCCGCCCUUGUCAUUGCCUGCCCAGAACCCGUCAGGGCCCGAGGCUUUGCACAGGUGGCCUUCCUCCUGCUGCUCUCGCGGCCCUGGGCCCUGUCCCGGGCUGUCCGGGCUCACCAGCUGCUCAGUUUCAGGGAACAGGAGUAGCUGCCUGAAGAUAAGCAGGUGCGUCUCCAGUUAUUUCAGGGGAAAAUAUUUGCCUCAACUCGAUUAACAAUCCAGGUCUCUAUCCUGGGUAAAUCAUUAAGAGUCUUGAAUUCAAAUUAUCUUAUUUUCAGUGACCAGAUUUUGAAUAUUAUGCUGGGAAAUGUUCUCUGGAGUCAUACUAGCUUUUCUGCGUUCAGCAUGAUGUGAACUUUACACCCUUUCUUUGAGGAAAUGUUUAACUCUCAGUGGAAACUUACCUCUAAAAGACUACUUUUCCUUAAUAACACAAUCAUUGUUGCUACAUCAAUUUAAUUGAGGCAAUAAAAAUGUUUAAGAGCCCUA
Messenger RNA from Eptesicus fuscus (big brown bat), 3695 nucleotides. It is a transcript of the gene LSS, whose product is annotated as lanosterol synthase. Gene Ontology annotation, cellular component: lipid droplet. Bases 85 to 2286 code for a protein of 733 amino acids. The transcript is spliced from 22 exons. Gene Ontology annotation, biological process: triterpenoid biosynthetic process; cholesterol biosynthetic process. The record is from RefSeq and is a predicted model, not a curated record. Gene Ontology annotation, molecular function: lanosterol synthase activity. NCBI's taxonomy places the organism in Eukaryota, Metazoa, Chordata, Mammalia, Chiroptera, Vespertilionidae.